UGCCAUAGGAUGACCGCUGCUGGUCCCCUCUUACUGGCUGUGAUUUCGUCCCUCCUGUGGCUCACGCGGGGCUUCGACCCGGCUCCCAGCGCCUGCUCCGCCCUGGCCUCCGGCGUGCUCUACGGCUCCUUCUCGCUCAAGGACCUCUUCCCCACCAUCUCCUCGGGCUGCUCCUGGACCCUGGAGAACCCCGACCCCACCAAGUACUCGCUGUACCUGCGCUUCAACCGCGAGGAGCAGGUCUGCACCCACUUCUCGCCCAUGGUGCUCCCGCUGGACCACUACCUGGCCAACUACACGUGCGAGCCCCGCGGCCCGGCCGCCAGCCCGCCGCCCGCCCGUCCCCGGGAGCAGCAGCAGCAGCAGCAGCAGCAACAGCAGGAGGAGGAGGAGGAGGAGGAGGAGGACGGCGAGGCCGAGCUGGAGCUGUGCGAGGGCGCCGGGCCCUUCACCUUCCUGCACUUCGACAAGAACUUCGUGCAGCUGUGCCUGGCGGCCGAGCCCGAGGCCGCCCCGCGCCUCCUGGCCCCGCAGGCGCUGGAGUUCCGCGUCGUCGAGGUGCUGCUCAUCAACAACAACAACUCCAGCCAGUUCACCUGCAGCGUGCUGUGCCGCUGGCUGGAGGAGUGCCUGCAGGCGCCCGGCGCCCGCCGCCGCUGCGCCCUCGCCCACGCCGGCUGCAGCUGCCAGGCGGGCGGCGCGCCCGCGCCCCGGCGCAACGGCACGCGGGCCGCCCCGCCGCCCGCCGGCAGCGCCCCGUGCUGCCUCCCCGAGCUGCAUUCUGCGAAUGCGAACGAUUUCUACGGGCCCGAGGGCGACCACGGCGAUGGGGUCGAGGAGAACCAGAAGGUGAAAACGCAGUGGCCCCGCUCGGCCGACGAGCCCGGCGUCUACAUGGCCCAGACAGGGGACCCCGCGGCCGAGGAGUGGUCCCAGUGGAGCGUCUGCUCGCUGACGUGCGGGCAGGGCUCCCAGGUGCGGACGCGCUCGUGCGUCUCCUCUCCCUACGGGACGCUGUGCAGCGGGCUGCUGCGGGAGACGCGGACGUGCAAUAACACGGCCACCUGCCCAGUUCACGGCGCGUGGGAGGAGUGGUCCCCGUGGAGCCUGUGCUCGGUGACCUGCGGGCGAGGGGCCAGGACCCGGACGCGGCGGUGCGUGGCCCCGCAGCACGGAGGGAAAGCCUGCGAGGGCCCCGACGUGCAGGCCAAGCCCUGCAAUAUCGCGAUCUGCCCGGUGGAGGGCCAGUGGCUGGAGUGGGGCGCCUGGAGCCGCUGCUCGGUGACCUGCUCCAACGGGACGCAGCAGCGGACGCGCAAGUGCAGCGUCUCGGCCCACGGCUGGGCCGAGUGCCGGGGGGCUCACGCCGACGCCAGGGAGUGCUCCAACCCCACGUGUCCCACCGACAGCAAGUGGGGCCCCUGGAACCACUGGAGCCUCUGCUCCAAGACCUGCGACACCGGCUGGCAGCGGCGCUUCCGCAUGUGCGAGGGCACCGGCGUGCAGGGCUACCCCUGCGAGGGCACCGGCGAGGAGGUGAAGACCUGCAACGAGAAGAAGUGCCCAGCCUACCACGAGAUGUGCAAGGACGAGUACGUCAUGCUGAUGACCUGGAAGAAAACCGCCGCCGGCGAGAUCAUCUACAACAAGUGUCCGCCCAACGCCACCGGGUCCGCCAGCCGCCGGUGCCUGCUGAACGCGCACGGCGUGGCGUACUGGGGGCUGCCCAGCUUCGCCCGCUGCGUCUCCCACGAGUACCGAUACUUGCAUCUCUCACUGCGGGAGCACCUGGCCAAGGGGCAGCGGGUGCUGGCGGGCGAGGGCAUGUCGCAGGUGGUGCGGAGCCUGCUCGAGCUGGUGGCCCGCAAGACCUACUACAGCGGGGACCUGCUCUUCUCCGUGGAGAUCCUGCGCAACGUCACCGACACCUUCAAGAGGGCCACCUACACCCCGUCCUCCGAGGACGUGCAGCGCUUCUUCCAGGUGGUGAGCUACAUGGUGGACGCGGAGAACCGGGACAAGUGGGAGGACGCGCAGCAGGUCUCGCCCGGCUCCGUGCACCUGAUGAAGGUGGUGGAGGACUUCAUCCACCUGGUGGGUGACGCGCUGAAGGCCUUCCAGAGCUCCCUCAUCGUCACCGACAACCUGGUGAUCAGCAUCCAGCGGGAGCCCGUCUCCGCCGUUUCCAGCGACAUCAACUUCCCCAUGAAGGGGCGCCGGGGCAUGAAGGACUGGGCCCGCAGCUCCGAGGACAAGCUCUUCAUCCCCAAGGAGGUGCUGAGCCUCUCCUCCGCCGGUAAGGCAGGGCUGCGCCGGACCGCCGCGCGGGCGCCCGCGGGGAGAGCUGCGCGCUCGCACCGGCGCGCGCCCGGCCGCCGGCUCAGCGCCGCUCUCCCUGUCCUCUCUGCAGAGAUGGACGAGUCGUCCCACUUCGUCAUCGGGGCCGUCCUGUACCGCACGCUGGGGCUGAUCCUCCCGCCGCCCAGGACGCCCCUGGCCGUCACCUCCAAGGUGCUGACGGUGACGGUGCGCCCGCCGACCAAGCCCGCGGCGCCCCUCGUCCUGGUGGAGCUCUCCCACGUCGUCAACGGCACGUCCCACCCGCAGUGCGUCGCCUGGGACUACGCGAGGACCGAUGCUGGCUUGGGAAACUGGGACGCGGAGAGCUGCCAAACCCUGGAGACCCUCCCGGCGCACACCAAGUGCCAGUGCAGCCAGCUCUCCACCUUCGCCGUCCUCGCCCAGCUGCCCAGAGACCUGGCCAUGGACCCCUCGGGCGCCCCGUCGGUGCCGCUGAUGAUCGGCUGCGCUGUCUCCUGCCUGGCCCUGCUGACCCUGCUGGUGAUCUACGCUGCCUUCUGGAGGUUCAUCAAGUCGGAGCGCUCCAUCAUCCUGCUCAACUUCUGCGUCUCCAUCCUGGCCUCCAACGUCCUCAUCCUCGUGGGCCAGUCCCAGAUGCUCAGCAAGGGCGUGUGCACCAUGACGGCCGCUUUCCUGCACUUCUUCUUCCUCUCGUCCUUCUGCUGGGUGCUCACGGAGGCCUGGCAGUCCUACCUGGCGGUGAUCGGCCGGCUCCGGACGCGCCUCGUCAGGAAGCGCUUCCUCUGCUUGGGCUGGGGUCUGCCGGCCCUCGUGGUCGCCGUCUCCGUCGGCUUCACGCGGACCAAAGGCUACGGGACGGCGAGCUACUGCUGGCUCUCGCUGGAGGGCGGCUUGCUCUACGCCUUCGUGGGACCCGCCGCCGUCAUCGUGUUGGUGAACAUGCUCGUCGGCAUCAUCGUCUUCAACAAGCUCAUGUCCCGCGACGGCAUUUCAGAUAAGUCCAAAAAGCAGCGAGCUGGCUCCAAGCCCCCGCCCUGCGGCAGCCUGCUGCUGAAAUGCACCAAGUGCGGCGUGGUGUCCAGCGCCGCCGUGACCGCCGCCGCCGCCAGCAACGCCACGGCAUCGCUGUGGAGCUCCUGCGUGGUCCUGCCCCUGCUGGCGCUGACCUGGAUGUCGGCCGUGCUCGCCAUGACCGACCGGCGCUCCAUCCUCUUCCAGGUCCUCUUCGCCGUCUUCAACUCCGUCCAGGGCUUCGUCAUCAUCACCGUGCACGGCUUCCUGCGCCGAGAGGUCCAGGACGUGGUGAAGUGCCAGGUGGGGGUGUGCAGGAGCGAGGAGAACGAAAACUCGCCCGACUCCUGCAAGAAUGGGCAGGUGCAGAUCCUGACAGAUUUUGAAAAGGACGUUGACCUGGCGUGUCAGACAGUGCUCUUCAAGGAGGUGAACACCUGCAACCCCGCCACCAUCACGGGCACCUUGUCCCGCAUCUCCCUGGAUGGGGACGAAGAUCCCAAGCUCAACACCAGCUCCGAGGGCGGCCUGGGCUUCUCCAGCCUGCCCGGGAACAUCCCGCCCGCCAGCAUCCUGGUCCAGGUGCCCAAGAUGACGCCCAACGUGGUGGCGGGCUUGAACGAGCUCGGCGAGCCGCCGGCCCAGAGCGUCGGCCUGGAGGCGCAGGGCCCCGUGUACCUGUGCACGGACAGCAGCCUGCGGCCCGUGGAGUACGGCUGGCUGCGGGCCCAGGAGCCGCCGCUGGAGAGCGACUACAUGGUGCUGCCGCGGCGCACCGCCAGCCUCAAGCCCUUCCCGCGGGAGGAAGGCAAGCUCAGCGCCGGCGCCGAGGACGGGCCGGGCGGCGGGAAGGGGCGCCCCGGCGCCGAGGGGGACGCCUACCCCAGCUUCGUCUCGGUGGACCACAUCAACGUGAACUUGAACCAGCCCUACGGGACGCUGAAGCAUCCCUACGGCCUCCAGUUCAAGCAGCAUCCCACCGUGCGGCAGAUCCUGGCCUCGGAGCUCUCGGAGCGCAGCCGCACCAUGCCGCGCACCGUGCCCGGCUCGGCGAUGAAAGCGGGGUCCCUGGAGAGGAAGAGGUUGCGAUACUCUGAUCUGGAUUUUGAGAAGGUGAUGCACACGCGGAAGCGCCACUCCGAGCUCUACCACGAGCUGAACCAGAAGUUUCACACGCUGGACCGGUACCGGGCGCCGGCCACCGGCACCUCCAAGCGAGAGAAGCGGUGGAGCGUCUCCUCGGGCGGCGGGGAGAAGAGCACGGCCACCGACGCGGCCGGCCCCGAGGAGCUGCGGCCGCCGCCGGCAGCGCCGCCGCCGCCGAAGCCCUGGAGCACGUUCAAGGCGAUGACGCUGGGCUCGCUGCCCAGCGCCCAGCGGGACCGGCUGGAGCUGCGCCGCGCCGACUGGGAGAGCCCCGGCGCGAGCCUCGACGCGGCCGACGGGGACUUCCAGACGGAGGUGUGAGCCGCCGGGGCGCCGUGCCCGCCGGCAGCACGAGCCCGGCCGCCGCGGUUCGCGCCGUGCCCUCCCCGGCGGCUCGCGGGGGAAGGGACCGCGCUGCCCGCCGGCCGCCCUGCUCCGCGGGGCCGGGGGGCCCCCCGCACCUCCCUGCACCCCCCACGCUCGCGCACGCGUGCACGGGGCAGGACCGGCCGCCGAGGGAGCUGGAGCGUCGUUCUUUUCUACCGGGAUGUUUCUUCACGCAGUGCACCGUGUGCACGCGC
Messenger RNA from Rhea pennata, 5060 nucleotides. It is a transcript of the gene ADGRB2, whose product is annotated as adhesion G protein-coupled receptor B2. Lineage: Eukaryota; Metazoa; Chordata; Aves; Rheiformes; Rheidae. The transcript has 31 exons. Bases 10 to 4800 code for a protein of 1596 amino acids. Gene Ontology annotation, molecular function: G protein-coupled receptor activity. The record is from RefSeq and is a predicted model, not a curated record. Gene Ontology annotation, cellular component: plasma membrane. Gene Ontology annotation, biological process: G protein-coupled receptor signaling pathway; negative regulation of angiogenesis; cell surface receptor signaling pathway.